AUGUCGACAACUCAGACCAGCCAGAGACACGCAACGACGCGGAUAAAUCAUGCGAUGCAGACGCGCGGAUCAACAGCCAGCAUGUUGAAUCCGCAACUCAGGUUACGCUGUUUGCCCAACAAUCACGACGCUUUCAUCCGGAAACAAGUACAUGCCGGGCAGGAGAGGUUAAUGGCCGUACCAAGCACCUCCUUCUUCUCACCCCCAACCCCCCCCCAGUUCCGCGCCCGUGACCCCAAUCCCCAACAUUCGACCUCGCCUUUGACCCUCACCUUCGAUCCUUCGCCGCUAACCUCCUCAACUAACCUCCUCAAGGCCAUCCCCAAUAACCCUCCCGAACCACAUUUUCACCAAUCCCCAACAUUUCCCAUAAUCCCUAAAAAAUUCCCCCAAUCCCCAACGUUCCCCCAAUCCCCAACAGUUCCCCAAUCCCCAACAUUUCCCACAAUCCCCAACAUCCCCCCAAUCCCCAACAUCCCCCCAAUCCCCAACGUUCCCCAAUCCCCAAAAGUUCACCCAAUCCCCAACAUCCCCCUAAUCCCCAACAUCCCCCCAAUCCCCAACGUUCCCCAAUCCCCAACAGUUCCCCCAAUCCCCAACAUCCCCCCAAUCCCCAACAUCCCCCCAAUCCCCAACGUUCCCCAAUCCCCAACAUUCCCCAAUCCCCAAUGGUUUCCUCAAUCCCCAACAUCCCCCCAAUCCCCAACAGUUCCCCCAAUCCCCAACAUCCCCCCAAUCCCAACAUUUUUCUCCCAACCUCAACAUCCCCCCAAUCCCCAACAUCCCCCCAAUCCCCAACAUCCCCCAAUCCCCAACGUUCCCCAAUCCCCAACAGUUCCCCCAAUCCCCAACAUCCCCCAAUCCCCAACAUCCCCCCAAUCCCCAACAGUUCCCCAAAUCCCCAAUGGUUCCCUCAAUCCCCAACAUCCCCCCAAUCCCAACAUUUUUCUCCCAACCUCAACAUCCCCCCAAUCCCCAACAUCCCCCCAAUCCCCAACAGUUCCCCCAAUCCCCAACAGUUCCCCCAAUCCCCAACAUUUCCCCCAAACCCCAAUGGUUCCCCCAACCUCAACAUUUCCCCCAAUCCCCAACAUUUCCCCCAAUCCCCAACAUCCCCCAAUCCCCCAAAUUUCCCCCAAUCCCCAACAUUUCCCCCCCAACCUCAACAUCCCCCCAAUCCCCAACAUCCCCCCAAUCCCCAACAUUUUCCCCCAACCUCAACAUCCAUCUCCAACCCCCAAUCUCAGCCUAAAAUCCCCGACCUUGCACCCCUUCCCCUCUCCCAAGACGAAGGAAGAAGACGUCGUGUGCUUAUAA
Messenger RNA from Penaeus indicus, 1317 nucleotides. RefSeq lists its product as uncharacterized. The transcript has 3 exons. The record is from RefSeq and is a predicted model, not a curated record. NCBI's taxonomy places the organism in Eukaryota, Metazoa, Arthropoda, Malacostraca, Decapoda, Penaeidae. The coding region runs from base 1 to 1317 and encodes 438 amino acids.